GUGACUCAGUAUUGUUAGGCAAAUCAUCAUGAAUGGGUUAACUCCAGAACAACGCGUCCAAAUCAAUGAAAUUGUUCAAUUAAAACUGUUUAUACCACAAAAUUCUCAUCAGUGAUGGGGCGCAUUUUUGGUUGAACGGAUACGCCAACAAGCGAAAUUGUGUGAUUUCUGAAUUCUUCAAUAUGGCCAGUCCAACACGAAAACCUUCUUGUCUCGACUAUGUCCAAUAAUAAUAAUUAUGCAGAUGUCAAACGUAGCAAUCGAUUGCUGUAAUGGAGAUGCACUGAUUGCUAAUGGUAACGGAAACGAGGUGAAAUGUGGUAACUAAGUUGUGGUCUAGAACCACACAUCCUCCCUCAUCUCCAAAUAAAGUAGACGUCCCGCCGGCUACGACCGCCUACGGUAUUCUUACUAUGGCACCAAGAUCUGCAAAGAAGGAGAAAUCUAUAUGGUGCAAAUGUGAGCAGUGCAAAUCUCUCGUACUUGCCUCAGAAUUGACGAAACAUCAAACCGACAACUGCAAAGAUACGGGUUCGGCCAACGGAUAUAUUACUAGGACUGGCAUAUUCUUCAGUCGCCAGUUUGAAUGCGGUAGUUUACAAGGAUUCGACGAUUUGAAAGAUGUUAGCGAGCGUCAAUUAAAUGGUCUCAUACUAUUCAGUAGAUUUGUAAUGGAUAAACUCAAUAUUGUUCUUGGAGACCUUGUUGAGAUUACCGUCGCAUAUGAACAUGGAGAUAAGAAUAGCUUCGUUCGAAAGGUUUGGCCAAUCGAGGAAAAGUAUGGUGCUCGUGUGAUUAGCUCAAAUAAAGAUGAAGUCGUGUUUCCAGAACUUCCUAUUGCAUCGGUAGAGCUCAGAUGUUUUGAAAACCCUGUUAUGGAUGCAAAUAAAGUAGUAGUAAGCUUGAAUGACGAAAUAGUUGAAGAACAAGUAAUUAAAAAUCAAGGCAGCUUCCUGAAACUGCUACAAAGGCAGUAUAGCGAUAGAAUUCUGAAUGAUCAAAAUUUACUUAGGCUUAAAUUAUGCAACAGAAUCAUAACAUUUAAAAUAACAAAAACCGAGCUUAAGACCGCAGAUCUUAUUGAUCAGAUGGAAAGUUUAUCAGUUAAUAGUCAAUAUUUUCAUUUAAAGUGUAAUACUACAAUUACGAUUGAUUCCCAAGAGCAAACAAAAAAUUCAUCCGAAUCACCUCGAUUUACAAUAAGUCAAAUUGGUGGGCUUCAAAAGGAAGUGGAUGAAAUAUUAGACAUUGCCAAAGUAGCACUAGGAUUAACUAAGCGCACAGGAUACGCACCGAUCAAUCGAGGAAUUCUUGUAUAUGGUGUGUCCGGUGUUGGAAAAACAUUACUGGUUAAUUCUGUUGCUGAUUACUUCAAAUGCCAAAUAGUAAGAAUCAAUAGUGCAGAAGUUUUCAGUAAAUUCUACGGGGAAUCCGAGAAUAACAUAUUGAGGUUGUUCAAUAGAGCAUUUACUAAUUAUCCUGAUCCAACAAUUGUGAUUGUUGAAGAAAUUCAAAAUAUUUGUCCAAAAUCUGAAGUAUCGGACAUUGUCAAACGAAUAUCGCACUUUUUUGUUCAUCUGCUAGACUCCUUACAUACCAGAACACAAGGAGCUCGAACGCUCGUAAUCGCUACAACAGAUAAUCCGGAUAGUCUGAAUUCUGCCCUUCGGAGGAGCGGCCGAAUGGAAUAUGAGUUGGAAAUACCCGUUCCAAGCGCUGAGGCACGUGAGCAAAUAUUGUUAAAGAUUUUGACCAAUUAUAAACACGAUCUAAUACCAUCUGAAGUUAAAAAACUUGCCCGAAUUGCUCAUGGCUAUGUUGGAGCCGAUUUAGUUAGUUUGGUAGGACGGACAAUGUAUGAUACCAACACAUCGAUUAAUUACGCCGGUUUGGUAUCAGCUUUGCAACAUGUGAAGCCUAGUGCGAUGCGUGAAAUUAUGAUCGAGUGUCCGAACGUCCACUGGGCAGAUAUUGGUGGACAGGAUGAUUUGAAAUUGAAACUGCGCCAGAUUAUCGAGUGGCCCAUCCAUCGACCUGAAAUCUUCACUCGCCUAGGAAUAGAUCCUCCCCGAGGUCUUCUGAUGUUCGGGCCUCCAGGGUGUUCGAAAACUAUGAUUGCGAAAGCAAUAGCCACUGAAAGUAAAGUGAAUUUUCUUUCCAUCAAAGGAUCGGAACUUUUUUCCAUGUGGGUCGGUGAAUCGGAACGUGCGGUUAGUGAGUUAUUCCGAAAGGCACGUCAGGUUGCUCCAUCGAUAAUUUUUUUCGACGAAAUUGAUGCAAUCGGAGGUGAACGAUCUGCGGAAACGAGUAGCUCUGUAAACGAAAGGGUACUGGCACAAAUUUUGACCGAAAUAGAUGGAGUUAGCGAACUGAGAGACGUAAAAAUUGUGGCAGCUACUAACCGACCGGACUUGAUCGACAAAGCACUAAUGAGACCGGGCAGACUCGAUCGUAUCAUAUAUGUGGGUUUACCCGAUGCUAGGACACGGGCUGAAAUAUUCCAAAUAAAAUUGCGAAAUAUUCCGAUCACUGAAGAUGUUGAUUUGCAAAUGCUUGUGGACAAAACCGACGGCUACUGUGGCUCUGAGAUUGAGGCAGUCUGUCAAGAAGCCGUAUUGUGUGCACUAGAAGAUUCUUUUGAAACUGUGGAGAUAUCGAAGAAGUACUUCGACAAAGCAUUGCUCAUAGUAAAACCGCGCACUAGUAAGGAAUUACUACAACUCUACGAUACCUACUUGAAACAACAUCAAUCGUAGACAAGUCGUACUGUAAAUGCUGAAAUUAGAAAAAAAUACAGUAAAAUAAUAAAUGCCUAUUAAUUUAUCCACAUCUUUUCGUUUUCGAUUAUGCAUCGAAUUGAUACCUAGGGAAACUUGUUUGGAUUACUCGAGUUUUGUGUGGAUGUAAAGGAGACCCAGCAUUAGUUCAUCAUUUGCUCUGAGUUAUGCGUAACAUUUAUGCCUGAAUAAAAAUAAUCACCAUCCCCCGUAUUCUCCAGACCUGGCCCCCAGCGACUAAUAUCUAUUUCCAAACCUGAAAAGGUUUUUCCAAGGAAAGAAAUUUUCGUCGAAUGCUAAGGUCAUUGCAGAAACCGAAGCCUAUUUUGCAGGCCAUGAAAAAUAUUUUUUUUUUCAUAGGGCAUCAAAAUGUUGAAGGGCUGAUGGGUCAAGUGUAUUGCUCUAGAUGUAGGAUUACACUGAAGAAUAAAAUUUUUUCACGGUAAAAAAUCAACUUUUUCUUUGUUAGGCCCGGGACUUCUCAUUCCAUGUGCUUUUAAUCUACAAGUUCUAAUUGAAUAUUGUGUACUUGAAAAGCUAUAACACAGACCAACAGACAGUAUGAGUAAAUUCUUCUAAAAAUAAGUGUUCAUGGGGCACAAACUCCACCUUUAUUGAGCUGAGCGAGUUAUUUACUAUCGGUACACCCCUUGUGUUGUGUAAACGUUUUUCACUAG
Messenger RNA from Malaya genurostris, 3454 nucleotides. Its product is annotated as ATPase family gene 2 protein homolog A. Gene Ontology annotation, molecular function: ATP hydrolysis activity; ATP binding. The coding region runs from base 414 to 2756 and encodes 780 amino acids. The record is from RefSeq and is a predicted model, not a curated record. The transcript is spliced from 3 exons. NCBI's taxonomy places the organism in Eukaryota, Metazoa, Arthropoda, Insecta, Diptera, Culicidae. Gene Ontology annotation, cellular component: cytoplasm.